AUGUCGCCGCGGAGCAGCCGCCGCACGGGCGCGCACCGCGCCCGCACCCUGGGCCGCCAGGCCAAGGCGAAGCGGCGCCGCCGCGACCUGGACGAGAUCCACGCGGAUCUGCGGCCCGAGGUCGCCGCCAAGCUGCUGCGGCAGGAGCCUGACCCCGACCUGCCGGGCUGCGCCCAGUUCUACUGCCUGCACUGCGCGCGCUAUUUCGUGGAUCUGACCAGCAUGAAAGAGCACUUCAGGUCCAAGGUGCACAAGAAAAGGUUGAAACAGCUGAGUGAGGAGCCGUACACCCAGGAGGAGGCAGAGAGAGCAGCUGGGAUGGGAUCUUACAUCCCCCCGAAGAAGGUAGAAGUGCAGACCCAACCGAUCGAUGAAGAAAUUGAGAUGGAGGCAUCCAGCUGAGUGCAAUGAACUAAAGGGCCAGGGCUGCCCUGUUUGCAGGUGCUUUUGUUACGGUGCUCCAAAAAGGGUAUCUUUUACUGAGCCCUGUGAGGAAAACAAGCUCUAUUCCAGCCUCCCGGCAAUCAAACCCAGCUGUUUGCCUGGCAGCACUCCUUGUUGAAGUGCUGAUGAGGAGAAGGCAGCCAGAGAGACCUUUGAUGCCCUCGCUGGGGAGGACGCUGGGGACGUUGGGGACGCUGUGUGCCUGACAGCAGGCUCUGCAUUCUCUUUCCUGGGGAAGGAACAGACAGCUUCUUGGUGUAAAUAUUAGCUCAACUAUGCACUCAUCUCUCAGUUUUAGAGCAGUUUUUGAUAAUUCUCCUUGGAUUAGAGGUUGACACCUGUAACUCACCCAUUAAAGCGUGCUGAAAUCA
Messenger RNA from Rhea pennata, 815 nucleotides. RefSeq names its product zinc finger protein 593 (gene ZNF593). The coding region runs from base 1 to 402 and encodes 133 amino acids. Lineage: Eukaryota; Metazoa; Chordata; Aves; Rheiformes; Rheidae. Gene Ontology annotation, molecular function: zinc ion binding; nucleic acid binding. The record is from RefSeq and is a predicted model, not a curated record. The transcript has 3 exons.